CUGAAGAUUAAAGAGUCAGAUAUCGCUAAGACCGCUUUCAGGACUCGUUACGGCCAUUACGAGUUCGUCGUCAUGCCAUUCGGUCUCAGUAAUGCUCCAGCGGUGUUCAUGGACCUGAUGAACUGUAUUUUCCAUCCCUACCUCGAUCAGUUUGUUAUUGCAGGUAUCGAGGUGGAUCCUUCUAAGGUUUCAGCCGUUCAAAAUUGGUCAGCACCGAGGAGUCCGACUGAGGUUCGCAGUUUUCUCGGUCUAGCUGACUACUAUCGCAGGUUCAUCGAGGGCUUUUCCAAGAUUGCCCUCCCUUUAUCCCAGCUGACGAGGAAGUCUGUGAAGUUCGAGUGGACUGGCAGAUGUGAGUCGAGCUUUCAGGAGCUCAAGAGGAGAUUAACUUCAGCACCGGUGUUGACUAUUCCCGAUCCUUCUUGGAGUUUUACCAUUUUCAGUGAUGCUUCCAAGCAGGGACUGGGAUGUGUACUCAUGCAGGACGGCCAGGUCGUUGCCUAUGCUUCACGUCAGCUCAAGCCGCACGAACAGAACUAUCCGACGCACGACUUAGAUUUAGCCGCAGUUGUCCAUGCCCUCAAGAUUUGGCGACACUAUCUUUAUGGAGGUCGUUGCGAGAUUUUCACAGAUCAUAAGAGCCUGCAGUACAUCUUCACACAGAAUGAGCUUAACAUGAGACAGCACCAUUGGCUCGAGCUCGUCAAGGAUUACGAUUGCUCGAUUCAGUAUCAUCCGGGAAAGGCGAACGUCGUUGCUGACGCUCUAAGCCGAAAGAUGAGGGGUGACUUGACGUACGUCAUUACUCAGCAAAGUCUGUUGAUUCAGGAGUUCGCCCGGAUGCAGAUUCAAUUGGUCGAUGCACUUCCCACAGCCAUUACGGGGAGUAUUA
This is a messenger RNA of Striga hermonthica, 892 nucleotides long. The record is from the annotation of a GenBank genome assembly. Lineage: Eukaryota; Viridiplantae; Streptophyta; Magnoliopsida; Lamiales; Orobanchaceae.